Xenopus tropicalis (tropical clawed frog) is the source of this 1116-nucleotide messenger RNA. It is a transcript of the gene rpe, whose product is annotated as ribulose-5-phosphate-3-epimerase. The record is from RefSeq and is marked provisional. Gene Ontology annotation, molecular function: racemase and epimerase activity, acting on carbohydrates and derivatives; D-ribulose-phosphate 3-epimerase activity. Gene Ontology annotation, biological process: carbohydrate metabolic process; pentose-phosphate shunt. Lineage: Eukaryota; Metazoa; Chordata; Amphibia; Anura; Pipidae.
CGAUCAUGUCGUCUGGGUGCAAGAUCGGUCCUUCUAUCCUAAAUAGCGAUUUGUCACGCCUGGGGGCGGAAUGCGAUCGCAUGUUGCAGAGCGGGGCAGAUUAUCUGCAUCUGGAUGUAAUGGACGGGCAUUUCGUUCCUAAUAUCACCUUUGGCCAUCCUGUUGUAGAAUGUCUGCGGAAACAACUUGGCAGUGAUCCGUUUUUUGAUAUGCACAUGAUGGUUGCUCAACCAGAGCAGUGGGUGAAACCAAUGUCAGCUGCUGGUGCCAACCAAUAUACAUUCCAUCUGGAAGCUACAAACAACCCUGGGGCCCUAAUCAAAGACAUUCGAGAGAGUGGCAUGAAGGUGGGGCUGGCUAUUAAGCCAAAUACUACAGUGGAGUACCUUGCACCAUGGGCAAACCAAAUAGAUAUGGCUCUGGUUAUGACUGUGGAACCUGGCUUUGGUGGGCAGAAGUUCAUGGAGGAUAUGAUGCCAAAGGUGCAAUGGCUUAGGUCACAGUUUCCUUCAUUGGAUAUUGAGGUUGAUGGGGGUGUGGGACCAGACAACAUUCACAGAUGUGCAGAGGCUGGUGCAAAUAUGAUUGUGUCUGGCAGUGCAAUUAUGAAGAGUGAAGACCCUCGCUCAGUGAUUAAAUUGCUUCGCACUGCAUGUUGUGAAGCUGCCCAAAAACGCUCAUUAGAUCGGUGAAGCUAGGGAAGAAUGGACAUUCAGUCUCAGACCACGCAAUAUCCAGAUUCAACUGAAUUGGGGAGCAGGCCUGGAACAAAGAUCAGGAUGGCACUGUACUGGCCUUCUGGGCAACAGCUAAAAUAUUCCAUGACAACUGAGAUCAAGACAAUAAUACUGUGGGGGGUGUUUUUGUUGUUUUUUUUUUUUUUUUGUUUUUUUUUUUUAACUCUUGUCAGCAGUUGACAAUUUCUGGAAAAACAGUACUUAUUCUCUGGGAAAGGAUAGUAAACGUUCCAUAGUUUGGAUAAUUUGGAUAACAAGCUUGUCAUGCAGUCAAGUGUUAUGACUACUGUACAAAUAAUUGCUGGGAAACUGGCACUGUGGCCUUGAUGGAUCUUUUGUUAAAGUUUAUAUCCUGGAACCAAUAAAUAUUUAAGUAUUA